AAUAAAUGUAUUAUCUAUGCCUUGUGUUGAGUUUGUUUUGAAAUUUAUUUCAAAUUUAAAUUAAUAAGUUACGUCUUAAUAUGUACAUAAACAUAAAAUGUUGCGCUGUAUUACAAAAAAACUGUUGAUCACAGUAACUGUGUAGAAAAUGUGAUUAAAUUAAUAGAAAGGAAGAAAAUUCCGUGCCACGAAACACAAACAAGCGUUUGUUAACAAUCUAGAAUAUCUAUAUAACAAGUACAUAAUUUAUUUAAUACAUUUGUGUGCUCCAGGAUAACAUAAAAAUGCCCAAAACAAAUAACGAUUAUUACGAUGGAAGUCACUUUUUUUUAUUUCUCUCCUCAAGAAUAGGACUGCCUAUAGAUCUUGCAAGCCAUACACAUGUCCGUGCUUCCAAUGUUAAAUUAUGCUCUGUUCAAGACUGUCCCUCAUCACAUAAUGGGGAACCUAACUCUGGCAGCUUCCAUGAUAUAUCUUUCGUGUUUGCAUUUACAUCGACAAAUAUACCACACUGCUGAUUAUACACUAGACAUAACAGGGCCGUUAAUGGUGAUAACACAGCGGGUGACGUCAUUAGCCUAUUCUCUUCAAGAUAGCCUGACUAGCCAGGAAAUCAACGAUAACGUAGUUGGCCAUUCUAGCAACGUAGAAUAUAGGAUUGAAAAAAUUCCAUCGCCUUUAGAAUAUUUUGCGUACACAUUAGCAUUUCAGACGCUAAUGUGUGGCCCCGUUGUUUUCUACCCAGACUACAUUAAUUUCAUAGAAGGAGCACGGAUUGACAAAAAUGAGAAAAAUAAAGAUGAACCGGAACCGUCUCCGCGGCGUGCUGUUGUCUACAAAAUGGCAGGAUCCGUGGGUGCUGCAUUGUUGUAUCUUUCACUCGCUAAAAAGUACCCUCUGACUGCUUUGGAAGAAUUGACUGAUCCGACGUCGGAGGUGUCACAGUCGUGGUCAGCAUUGUACCUGCUGUGGUAUGCAUAUUUGUCGACUCUGGUUGUGCGAUGCAAGUACUAUCAUGCUUGGUUAUUGUCCGAGGCGAUCUGCAACAACUGCGGGAUGGGUUUCAAUGGAUUCAGCACAGACGGCACCCCGAAAUGGGAUAAAAUGUCGAAUAUUGACGUUUUUGGUUUUGAGUUUGCCCAAAAUUUUCGCACUGCCGUAGCCAGUUGGAACAAGAACACGAAUUCGUGGCUCCGCGGUGUAGCUUACGAACGCGGCGGAAAAGCGUGGCGCACGGCUCGUGUGUACGCACUCUCUGCCGUCUGGCACGGCUUCCAUCCGGGAUACUAUCUCACCUUCUUCGCUGGGGGACUCUUCACUGUUGUGGCGAAAAAGGUUCGAUCGGUAGCACGUCCUAUGUUUUUGGGCAGUCGUUCGAAAAAGCUGUUCUAUGAUUUCCUGACUUUCAUGACGACACGCAUCGCGAUGACGUACGCUACAGUGCCCUUCGUGUUGCUGCACUUAGCUCCCAGCCUCGCAUUUUACGGGAAAUUUUACUAUUCGCUGCACUUCAUUGCAUUAGGAGCAUUGCUACUACCCGAAAAGUCGGCAGGUAUUCCAGUUACUGUAAAAAGUAAUGAGAUCGCAAACACGUGCUCCAAUGCUGCUCACGAUUCAUCGUCAAAGGAUAUUUACGGAAAAUUAAAUGGGAAAAUGAAAAUAUCCUAAAAAUAUUCCAUUCCAUUAAGACAUCACACGGUACCUACACUGAAUUCGAUCUGCCCUGCUACUAAAUUCCUGAAAUCUCAUUAAGAUCAGACUAUUCGCGUCUAAACAAUUUAUAUUAAGAUGCUAUUGGCAUAUCAUUUUUAUUUUAUUAGAACUUCUUGGCCCCAUAGUCUUGCAUGGACUACGCGUAACGUUCGGGAUUAAAUUGAGGUACUUAUAUCGGUCCAUAUAAAAUUCAAGGGAACACAUGAGCCAUUUAGUUCGGCCCAAAAAUCAAGUUUCCUUUGACGCCCUUUAAGAUCAUGCUGUCCGAGAGUGACGGGCCAACGUGAUGCGCUGCUUUGUGCUCUAUAAAACUGAUUUUCACCUCCUAGCCUAUAAUGAAGAGUUGAACAAAAUUCGCCUUGUUAAGGUAUAUGGUAGACUCGCAUUUCAUCGUAUUAUAAGCGGCACGGAUCUCUAGCGCUAACAUAUACGUACGCAGAAGUGAAUUUUGGUAAAUGGCGGUAUAAAGAUAGGCCACGUGGGCGGACCAAUAUUGACCAAUAUUAUCCAUAAAUGAACUAAACAUCAACAUGUCGAUAAAAUUUUACUUAUGUUUCGAAUUUAUAAAAUAUAUAUUUAAAAUUAUCAUUAUUCUUUACUAUCAUUUUACAUGUUACUCUUCUUUUUACUACAUAAAUAAAACAGAAAACUAUAGUUAAAAUUCAAAUAUAUUUUUUAACAGAGGUGACCGAAGCACAGACCAUGCCCACUAUCAUAGAACGUUUAAAUAUGUACAUAAUUAUAUACACGACGCGUGCAUGUCGCAUCUCGUCCCGUAAGGCAGAAAAUUGUUUGUAGAAUAUAAGGACAUAAAAAAACGGGUUUAGCCAAGCUCAGCACAGCACAGUUUGUUUCAAUAAUUUAAUCAAUAGAAUAUUUUAAUCGACUAUACCACCAGACUACGGAAGCCGUGAAACGCGUAGCUCAUUUAAGGCAUGAGGAAGUAAAGAGAUUUUCUUCACAUAUUACAUUAAAUUAUUAGAUGCACACUAAAAUAAUAUGUGAACAAAAGC
This is a messenger RNA of Bombyx mandarina (wild silkworm), 2726 nucleotides long. RefSeq names its product lysophospholipid acyltransferase 6 (gene oys). Lineage: Eukaryota; Metazoa; Arthropoda; Insecta; Lepidoptera; Bombycidae. Gene Ontology annotation, cellular component: membrane. The record is from RefSeq and is a predicted model, not a curated record. Gene Ontology annotation, biological process: lipid modification. Gene Ontology annotation, molecular function: acyltransferase activity.